Messenger RNA from Lachancea mirantina, 258 nucleotides. The record is from the annotation of a GenBank genome assembly. Lineage: Eukaryota; Fungi; Ascomycota; Saccharomycetes; Saccharomycetales; Saccharomycetaceae.
AUGUCAGCCAAUCCAGGAAACUCUUUACGUGCAUUGUCUCCGACUCCACCGGAGCGUGGUUCUUUCCCGCUUGAUCACGACGGCGAAUGCACCAAACAAAUGCAGCAGUAUCUCAACUGUUUGAAGUUGGUAAAGGGCGAAAAUGCGCCGAAUUGCCGAUUGCUAGCCAAGGGUUACCUAGAAUGCCGCAUGGCUAACCAGCUCAUGGAUCGAGACGAAUGGAAAAAUCUAGGUCUCCCAGAAGACGCUAAAAAGUAG